Argiope bruennichi is the source of this 1549-nucleotide messenger RNA. RefSeq lists its product as uncharacterized. The record is from RefSeq and is a predicted model, not a curated record. The coding region runs from base 197 to 607 and encodes 136 amino acids. The transcript has 3 exons. NCBI's taxonomy places the organism in Eukaryota, Metazoa, Arthropoda, Arachnida, Araneae, Araneidae.
AUGAUGACGAAAAACAAAAUUAAUAAAUCAGGUGUUCUUGAAAAACGACCCAAGGGCCAUUUGUUACGAGAAAGGAGAACAUAUUUAAGAGUAAAAGGGUUUUUCUUUUGACCACUUUACAACAUUUGGGAUAGUCAACAACACAAGAAAGAAAGAAGAAAGUCUGCCAUCUAGAAACCACUAACUUCAACCAAAGAUGAAAUUUAAAACAGUUAUUUGCUUUGUAACAAUAACAGUUCUUUUAUCCAGUUGCUUACUUGAAGUAGAAGGAACAGGAAAGCUCGGUCUCUUGAAACUUGUAAAAGCUGGUAUAAUUCUGAAAGCCCUAACGCAUAAAAAAAUCAUUCCUCUUCCUCUUCCUAUCCCAAUUCCUAUCGGAAUCCACAAGGAACAUCAUCAUGAUGUAGGUCAUCACGGUUACGGUGGUUAUGAUCAUGGUUUUGGAGGUUCUCAUCAUGGUUUUGGCGGUUCUCAUCAUGGCUAUGGAGGCGGUUUCGGAGGUGGCCACCAUGGUUUCGACGAUUAUCACCACGAGCCCCAUUAUGGCCAUGGCCACAAGGUGUAUUCCACUGGUUGGAGACUCGAAGGCAUUGGAAAAUGGUGGUAAAAUGUCUAGAUCGGCACUGAACUGGAUUUAAAUACUUUGUAAUGUCGGAUUCCACAGAAUCUAUUUUUUCUUAAAAUAUUAAGAAAAAAUUUGCAUCUUUUCAUCAUAAUGUGUGUAGUAAAAGUACAAACAUAUUUUCAUUUCAGUUUCAUUGAAAUUGAUGUCAUUUGAUAUUGUUGAUAUUGUCAUUUUAUAUGAGUAGGAUUUGUUUAAAAAUCUAAUGCUUUUAAAAAGGAAUUCUAUUGUACUUAUAGCAGGAAGAAAGAAGGAAAGAACUCGCAUUUCUUAUUGCAAAUUAAAUAUAUUUAAUUUGAAUAUUCAAAUUAAAUGUAUAUAAUUAUAUUUUAAGUGGACUUUUAUGUACACAUUGUACAACUGUCAAUAUCUUAAACUAAAAAAUAUUAAUUUACAUAGAAUUUAUAUCAAAGCCUAAAAUAAGUAUAAUUUGUAAAACACAAAGAAAAUUUUAAUUCAAAUAAAUCCAUAUUGUAUCUAUUGUACAUAUAUAUAUAUAACAAUCAUUACGCUCGAAUGUUAUUUUUGAACAGCUGUAACAUCAAAAUGCUGCCUGCUGAUGUUAUUGCGAUUGAACAUAGAUUUUAAAUUAUGGCAUGAAAGUAAAUAAAUAAUUAAUAUGCAGCUAUAGCUACUUUAAAGCUAAAGAAAAAGUUGAUUCUAAUUUUUUUGCCUCUUUCUUACUAUCUUUAAAAAAAUUAAAAAAUCGGUAAAACUUCAGCAUUAAUUUAUUAUAAUAGCGACAAUAACGCUUCAUUAUAUAUCUGUUUUUCGGAAUGUUAUUUGUUAUACCGGAAAAUAGAUAAAGUAAAAAUAAUUUCUCCAGUGAGUAUCCCCAAUAGACAAAUAAUUAUAUAAUCAUUUAAUAUUAAUAACUUGAAUAUUAAACGCAUUAUCAUAAGUAUACCGAAUUUUCGAUAGUUUAAA